AUGAUUGAACUACUACUAGCCAUCAUCCCCCCCGCCUUACUGGUGAUCUUGUUAUUAUACUUUAGCCCUGGAGCAGAUGACCAUGGACAUUUGCCAUCUUCCGAUAUCCCUAGUCAACGGGCCAUCUGGUAUAUCGGAAGCGCUAGCUUUUUCAUGAAUCCAUCGCAAUUUUUGAUAGAUUCUAUGAAAAGGGCAAAUAAUUCCAUUUUCUCCUUUCGCAUUUUUGAUAGUACGGUUGUAGUCUUGCGGGGGGUUACUGGAAGAAACGCAUUCUUUUCAAAAGGCCUUGAUUUCAUGGCUGGAUAUAGAUUAUUGGGGAGUAAUAUCUAUAAAUAUACUGACUUUCAUCCUUACGGAAGUUCAGACGAGAACAUGGCAAGCGUGAUAGCGACAUGUACGCGCCCUGAUGUAUUGGAACGUUUAUUACCAUUGAUGGUGGAAGAUGCUUUGCAAACAUUCGAAAUGUGGGGAAAUCACGGAGCAAAAAAUAUUUCCAAGAGCCUCGACGAGAUUGUUUUUACCCUGGCUGCAAGAAUGACGAUGUGCCGCGAGUUCUCUGAGGACCCGAAGAAAAUUCGUGCAUUGAUCAGCAUUUUCAAGCGGCUUGAAGAUGGCUCGGACCACAAUGCCCUCAUAGUUCCUUGGUUCCCGACUCCAGCCAGAUUUGGGAGGAUACUUGCUGGGGUGCAAUUACACCGCAUGAUUUCUGCAGUUAUUCUUUCGAGGAAAGAUCGUCGUGAAGACGACCCACUGCAGACCAUGAUAGACAAAGGCCUUUCUCCCACCAAAACCACUGUGUUGCUUGCUACCAUGCUAUUUGCUGCAAUUGGCAACACCGGAAACGUGAUCACCUAUUUGCUCCUUCAUCUAGAAGCCAACCCGAAGUGGAAAGUACUCGUCGAGAAUGAGGCGAGACAGUUGUACAAAGACUCGCACACCUUUGGACGCGACGAUGGUAAACCCUUGUUUUCAAUGAAUUCCAUAGAAACGCAGAUGCCGCUUUUCGAUGUCUGCAUUUCCGAAACGUUGCGCAUGCUUUUCAAAGGACCAUUCAUUAGAAGAAGUGUAGAAGACAUGUUCGUGGACCAAAAACACAUACCACGCGGAACUUAUGUCAUGUUCCCAACCGCCGACCUUCAUGAUAAUGCUGCAUUCUAUUCGACACCGCAGGAAUUCAACCCGGAGAACUUUUCAGCAGGUGCGAUCCAAGAGCGACGACGACAUGGAACUACGUUCGUGGGAUGGGGUGCUGGUCGUCAUAUGUGCGCUGGGAAAAGAGCUGCACAAAUGCUCAUGAAGGUCAUCGUCAUUCUCCUUCUAUCGCAAUUCGACAUUCAGAUUGUUACUGAUGGGGGGGAACCGGCACGAAGAGUUCCAGAACAGGUAGAAAAUCAGUUGUUCAAGGUGUGUCCACCCAAGCAAGCUGUAACACUUCGCUAUGAGGUACGGCGCCAGUAA
Molecule: messenger RNA, 1458 nt
Organism: Suillus plorans
Lineage: Eukaryota; Fungi; Basidiomycota; Agaricomycetes; Boletales; Suillaceae
Product: cytochrome P450
Exons: 7
Coding region: 1-1458 (485 amino acids)
Molecular function (GO): heme binding; monooxygenase activity; oxidoreductase activity, acting on paired donors, with incorporation or reduction of molecular oxygen
Source: RefSeq, a predicted model, not a curated record